Molecule: messenger RNA, 602 nt
Organism: Homalodisca vitripennis (glassy-winged sharpshooter)
Lineage: Eukaryota; Metazoa; Arthropoda; Insecta; Hemiptera; Cicadellidae
Exons: 3
Coding region: 1-417 (138 amino acids)
Source: RefSeq, a predicted model, not a curated record
AUGACCGUCAAAACUAUAUUGUGCAUUUUAGCAGUGCUCAUCUGCAUAUGCUGUGGUGAUGAGCCUCCAAGCAGGUUAAAUCUCUUCAGGUUCUUCAUGGGGUUUGGUCCAGAAGUGAACAAUGUCCAGAAGAUAUCUUUUAAUCCAGAGGCUGGUCUACGGUUCCGGGAGCAAUAUGAGAAGAAGUAUGGGCCACGUGGUCAGUUGCUAAUAGAGAGGUUUGGCCAAGGGCUGGGGAUGCAGGGUCCCUCUCUGGUUGAUGUAGAUCAGGUCCUCGAUGUGCCAUUGAAAAACAAGACGAGACAUUACAGAACGUAUGACUUCAAUCCCCCGAGAAAUAAAACAAGACGGGGAAACAAGACGAGGAUUGAAGCAGAUGAUACGACACACAUUCCGGAGGAAAUAGCUCUGCAGUGAAAUCGAGAUAGGGCCGAACUGGAUUUAAAAAUCGAAAUAGGAGCCAAUCUCACACAUUAUUUGGCUUUCAUAAACACCUUUCUUCUAGUUGUGUUCAAUUAACGGAUCCAAGGUUCUGAAAAACUUAAAACUAGAAUACUAAAAUAUCGAUUAAUAAUUUAAGUGAGAUUUUAAAAAAGCUGAAA